AUUGAGGACAGAGAUAUAAGAUUCUUGCGAUUCCCUUACCCAGAACGGUCAUUCACAUCAGCUGAAAUCUUUACUUGGAUUUUAACUACGCAACUCAACUCGUGAGCUUUCGAAAAAUCACUCCGAGGCGUCCUCACUUCGUCAUCCUAUACAACACCUUGAAACGAAUCAACAUGUGCGGCUCCAGAAGAAGAGGUGGAUUCGGUGGCUGCUCCCGCCGCGGACCGCCUAGGUAUUCUCCUGUCGGCAUGCUCAUACGCCACAUAUCCGAGAAGCGCGAUGCCAAGAACGGCUUUCAACAGCAGCCAUAUGGCUAUGGAUACGAACCCGAGAAGCAGUCAUAUGCAUAUGAUGAUAUGAGGGCCAAUCAACAAUCGUUCGGAAAUGAGAAGAUGUAUGGACAAGGCCAGAGAGGGGUGCCUAUCCUGUGGGUCGAUGAGAAUCAGGGACAGAGGAUGGCGAAUACACAGUCGCUUGAAGAGAAGGAGGCAGCGGAUUUAGCGGAGGCUAUACGUCAAAGCUUGGGAGGAGGGUUAAGCACGGAACAACUGCCGAGUUAUGGACAGGUUAUGAAGCAGUAGAUGGUACACCUAGCCUUGAGCGUUUGAGGCAGGCAAUACUUUUCUUGUGGAAAGGGAAAGGUCGAACUUAUUAUUAUUAUUGCUAUUGGAAUACCUGUCGUCGCUAUUUGUUCUAUAUCAUGUAUACGUGGCAUACUCCUAGUACUUCGGUAGUAUACUUUAACCUAACAUUAUUCAGUGCUCCAUUACAUAGUAAUGGAGUUUUUUUGUAUGGGCUGAUAUAAGCGAAGUGGUCUGUGCCACUGCUAUCUCCAUUAUAUCCCUUCGUCCGGUGAGACAUGUCCAGCG
Messenger RNA from Hyaloscypha bicolor E, 869 nucleotides. RefSeq lists its product as uncharacterized. Bases 174 to 581 code for a protein of 135 amino acids. NCBI's taxonomy places the organism in Eukaryota, Fungi, Ascomycota, Leotiomycetes, Helotiales, Hyaloscyphaceae. The record is from RefSeq and is a predicted model, not a curated record. The transcript has a single exon.